Messenger RNA from Plasmodium cynomolgi strain B, 24153 nucleotides. RefSeq names its product peptidase. Bases 1 to 24153 code for a protein of 8050 amino acids. Lineage: Eukaryota; Apicomplexa; Aconoidasida; Haemosporida; Plasmodiidae. The transcript is spliced from 2 exons. The record is from RefSeq and is a predicted model, not a curated record.
AUGGAGGAAGCUCUGGAAAAAAAACUGGUGAUGAAGAGGUUCCUGAGAAAAAAUGAAAAAUUCCAAGAUGGAAGGGGCGCGAAAAAAAGAGCACACAGGAUAAGAAUGGCCCUACUAAACAUGAGCGAAAAAGAAGAGAACUGCUUUUUAAUGGAUGUGUACCCCUUAAUCAAAAGUUACAUAAGUGAUUGCGUCCCUUGCUAUUACCGCAAUAGGACGUACAUUUUUCGGAAGAGUAUACUUAACAUUUUCUAUUCCAUGAUAUAUAAAUUUAAAAAAAUAAAAUACAUCAUAGAGAUUUUUGACAUUUGUUUGAAUCUCAUCGUAAAGCAAAAUGAAGAAUACACAAUUAUCUGCAUAAGAAUAAUUACUGAAAUAUGCAAGCUACAUAAGAACGAUUUGAUACUGUUCGACAUUUACAAAUAUGCCUUUUACAAGAGGCUAAUUGGUAAGGUUAAAAGAGGGAAGUUUCUCAAGUCGGCAAUAAAUGUGUAUAGGAAAAAGCCCCCCAAAAGUAGAUGCGUACGAAGCAGUGGGGAUUCCCUAAAAGUAGUUAGAGAAAUAAUUUUCUCAAAUUAUGUUUUGAUGAACUUAUAUCCGCAUUUGUUAAAGAGUAAUGAAAAUUACGUAAAAAUUUUGUGUAAAAUUUUGUCCCUCAUUAAUAUACGGGACUUUAAGUAUUCCAGGCCGUUCUACAUAGAAUAUAUUUACUGCUCAAGUGAUCUGAUUUGUAAAACGUCGUGCAGUUACCAUUUUUGGGACACUCAUUUGUCCUUAGGGGAAAAAGCCCUCGGGUGGAGCGAUCGUUGUGAGUGUGUUUUAUAUCCGCGUAAAUUCGAAAGAGUUUACAGCUAUUUGCUCGAGGAUAGGACCACUUUGGAUAAGAAAUCCAUCAGGGGGAAUUCCCAAUUUUGCCAGAGGGGGGAUACGCAUGUGUGCAAUUUUGAUGAGAGUAACCCGCAGGAUAACGUCCCAUUGCGUUGCGAAGAGGAGCGUGUUAAAGAUUUGGAAAUGAAGAAAGGGAAGAAGAGUUCCUGCGAUACAUGCACUGAUAAGACGCAGAAGGUUGAUGUGAGUGGCAGCUCUGAGAAAAACUCCAGAAACCGCUGCGAUUACAAUGCGCCCAUCGCUUCGCUACUAAAUGAUAAUUACGGGGACGAGUUAGGUUCCCCAUUUGGUGAUACCCGCAGUGUGUUCUAUCGAAAUGAACUUAAAACAUCGAAGAAGCAAUUUUACAAAAAUGUGAAUUACAAUAAUUACGAGAUUGAUUUGUUGAAGGUAUCCGAGCUGUGGAGACUAAAAAAUAUGGUUGUGUACAUGUUAAUCUAUUUUUUAAGGAUGGAUAAGAUGAAUAAAUAUUUUCAUCUUAAAGAAUUUCUUAUAGAAAAAAUUCUUGAAUUUUUGAAAUAUGACACAAAGCAUAGCAUAGAAGAGGGGAAAAUAUUUAUCGAACAUAUUCGGUUAUUGUUACAUGACAAUUUUAAGGAAAAUAUGAAGCACUAUUUGGCCCUUUUUGUAAAUCCAAAUACGUACAGGAGCUAUUUAACGUAUAAAAUUAAUGGGCAAUUAAAUGAACACGUGUUUAUCCUAAUACAAGACAUUUUCCACUACUUUAAGGACCAACCUGUGUGGAAUUAUGAAGUGAUUAAGAGUUGCAUAUCUACCUAUUCCCAGGUCAUUAUGAGUAAGAAGAGCUCUAUCUUCAUUCAGAAUGUGUGUGUAAAAUUGCUAGUGUAUAUAACUGAAAUUUUAUUUGCAAUGAAGAAGAAAAGCGCGCCGUACUUUGCCCUCUAUUUUGAUAUUAUAAAUAUUAUGCUGCACAAGAGCCAUUCGUUGAAGUGCGAAUUGUAUGGCCUUUAUAGGAGGGGCCUCCGUGCGAGUAGGGCGGAUGUAAUGAGUGCAAAAGGGGGAACGAAACAGGGAAGAGGCUCUCAUCUUCGUAAGAACAAUAAAUUAGCGAAGAACAAAUUGUGCACAGAUAGAGAAAAACUGAAGUACGACUCAGAUCAUCUGUGCAAAUUUGUUUUGUCGCGAAAAUAUUUUCUGCAGAACUGGAUGAAAAAAGAAGAACAUUUGGAAAAAAUUAAAGCGCCUGUAAAAUAUUACAGUCAUAAAAAUGGAACUAAAAAGGGGAAGACAGCAUUGAAGAAAGUAUUGCUUAAUGACUACUACAAGUUGGAGGGAACGCACGACCUAAGUGAGCUCCUAAAAGAAUAUAAAUUUUUGCUGUAUGCCAUUUAUGACUGUGUAAGAAGCAACAUAUUUUAUAUUUAUUUGUAUUUUAAUAAGGAAGCCAUUAUAUGUAAGCUGGAUACAGAGAAAAGGAGAAGAAGUAACAUUUCAGAGGAUCAAAGUUGUGACAUUUUAAAGGAGGGAUUAAACAGUAGGGGCGAAUAUGUGAGUAAUGAUUUGAACAGGAGGGACAACAUUUUGGGUAGAUCGACGGGGAAGGAAGCGGCAGUUAAUGUGGAUAGCGGUACCGUGGGUGGUGUAAGUGGAUGUGACGACCCAGCAAACGUCAAGAAUGCCAAAAAAACCCCAAGUAAGAGGAAAAGGAUUAAAAAGAGCUGUAGUAUAAGCAAGCGGAGGCGCCCCAGUCGUCCGAAGAACACCAACCUAAGUGUAAAAAAUGGAGAAUCCAUUAAUGAAGUAAAAAAUGGUAACCCUAAUGGGAGCUUCACGUUUCAAACAAGUAAUGAUAACAUUGCUUCCAAUUUGGUGAGCGAGGUGAGAAAUGAAUUGGGACAAUCGCUCAGCGCAGGUGAGUAUACCCGUAAGGCGGAAAAUGGGAAAUUAGCAGCUUCCAAGAAUUGGGUAGCUUCUCUCAGCAAGAUGCCUUUAAAUGUGAGUAGCACCCAACAUGAGGGAAAUAAGUAUAUAGCUUUGAACUACCUGGGGAAUAACGAUGACCUCCUUAUUAGUAAUUAUAACUGCAUUGUGAGUAGUGGCGACAUGAUUGGUGAAAUAAAUGGAAGAACCGAAUUGGCAUGUUCUGUGAAGGAUAGUUAUCCAUGUACCUACACAGUUGAAAAGGAAUUGCACAGUUAUAUGAAUAAGUACAAUAAAGGAAAUGGAAACAAACUGAAUGGCCUUAUGUAUGGUUGCACUGUGGAAAAGGGAAAGAGUUCACAUUUUUUCUUAAAUGGUCAUAGCAAUCGAAAUGGUAAAGGAAUCAUUAAGGGUGCGCAUUGCGAGUCUGUUAACGAAACACUUUGGAGUAUGGAGGGCGAUAUUUUUGACGAGAAAGGGAAGAGCAUAAAAAGUCAAUGCGUCAGCCAAAAUGUCGUUAUAGAAGAUAGGAAUAAUCAGAAGCGGAAUGUUGCCAAGAAUGACAACCAGGAAAACGGCUUCAGAACGGGUAAGCUGCAACGGAAAGGUUCAGAACAGGGUGCCCUCAAUGAAUCCCCCGUUUAUGACACUUUUGAGGAAAUGUAUGAUAUUUCCAAUUUUGACGUGAUCUACGAGCAGAGCAAUUUGUUUAAAUCCUAUGAACUGAGUGAAACUUGGCUCAAAAUAAUACACAAAAUUUUUUACCGUAUGGUGAUAUGCUGCAUAUUAUUCACGUCCUGUUUUUCGCACGUUACGGUUGAAAAAUUGGGAAUAAAAAGUGGAACUCUAAGGGGGGUUAUCAAAAAGAAGACAAAGAACGGUGGAUCGCAUUAUCCAGGCGACGUUUCUGAGGACUACUCCAAAGGUGACAAGUCGCUGAAUCGCACAUUGCGUUCUUACCUCCACAUCAACGUGCACAGCUUGUCAAAGGAGGAUAGAAGAAAAGUGUUCAACUGCAUCAGUUACCUAAGGAAUGAAGAAAAGAAUUUGCUCUACAUGUGUGCGAACAGCAUAAUUUCUCUAAGUGGGAAUGACUUCCACAUUUUUAUGAAUUAUUCCAUCGAGCCUUUAUUCAAACUACUGUUUCAGUAUCCGCAAAUAUUUUACAUUUUCCAGGUGCUCGGUGCAGUGAGCAGCACUAGCGUUUUGUUUUGUAAAGUUUGUUUUGGUUAUAUAAUUCAGAAAAUGAAAAAAUUUCCAAGGCUGAAGAAUGGCUUCAAACCGUUUCAUUAUUUCAGCAAAAAUGUUAGAAGUAGAUUGGCAGCAGAUUUAUACAAGUGUAAACUUUUCUACAAGCUGCAGUCACCCUAUGAUUGUUUGCUGGAUCGAAGCCAUUGUGACGUUUUCCAGAUGGGGAAGGAGUGUGCACAUGAUUCGUCCCUGAGUAAGGGAAAAAAUGGGCCACAUGGUGAGAGUGCCAAAAAUAGCGGGGGUGGAGCGAAUGGGUCACUCCCCACGUGCAGUAGCAAAAAUGGAAGCGGUGCGGUUGCGAAGGGGAAAAGAAGAAAAGGAUAUAGUGCAUUACGCACACUUGGAAUCCAGGUGGACUACUUCGAUUUUCCUAUUUUAGAAGAAUACGAGAAUGGAAGCUGUGGUGAGGGAAAUUCUGAACUGAACGACAUAAAGUCGGUUUUGCUGAAGGAUGCAAAUUUUUUUAGAGAAUUAACAUACCAUAAUGAUAUGCACAUGUUUCCAGGGUUGAGUAACGGCACUGUCAGCGCGACAAGGAUGGAAAAUUUUUCUGACCAAAAGUGGAAAAAAAAGAAACACUACUUUCUUCAUGAGAUGGAAGAACGGGACAUUAUAAACUCCGUCAACUUUGUUUCAUCGCAUGUUCUUAAGUUCGCAAAGGUGAAGAGAAGGAAAAAGGACGCAGGAGAAAGGUAUUCAAUUUGUUCUAACAGUGCAAACGGUAUAAUUUUGAAUAGACCCAUUUUAAGAAAUUCCAUGUCGAAUAAAGGUCAGCAGGGGAUUUAUUCACCUAUCAGGAGUAGGUCUUCACCGGGUAAUUGUACACUUAGAAGGGGUGUGUUACACGAUUGGCAAUUUUCCCACGGAAUUUUUUCAAACAAGGGGGGAAGUAAAACAACAAAGAAGAAAAGGAGUAGGCUGUACGAUGCCUUUAUAAGGACGAACGACUAUGUAAUGGGCUACAAUUCAUUCUCCAUGAAUAACACCUUUAACAGCUAUAUGUCAUAUAAGGACCUAAUCAUUAAGGUGACCCACUUUCUUUUGAAGGUGUUGAAAUACUACUCACAUUGUUAUGAGCAGUUUUUAAGUGAACUAAGAACCAUUUCGGAGAUUUGUUUGGACAUAAUUUUAAAAGAUAGUAAAUGCAUUCAAGUGGUCCAUUUGGUGAAAUGCCUUCUGGAGACCAUCUGUUUUGUAAAUUGCGCAAACGAAUUGAAGGGGAAUAGGGAGAACAAAUCUGGAGUGAAUUUUGCACUCAAUAAGAUUUUUUUUCGGGACAAUUUGAGCUACAUGAAGUGCAUGAGGUAUAUCAGUGCGAGUAGCGAGGCGAAUGAAGAGAGGAGCAAACGUGGAGGUGAAGUUGGAAGCGCCAUGGGAAUUGUAAUUGGAAAUGGCGGUAUAAUGGAGGACUUUUUGAAGAAGGGAAGCUCAGUGCAAAGCGCCUCGAAUGAGGGAAAUUGCCUUCUUAGUGGGAAGGAGAAUAAGGAUGCGUGUGGGGAUGCCUUCAAAAAGGAGCACGUGGGUAGUGGGGAAGUCAGUGGCAAGAACGAAGCCUUCCGAAGUAACGGCGAAGUUAGCGGCAAGAACGAAGCCAUCCGAAGUAACGGCGAAGUUAGCUGCAGAAACGAAGCCAUCCGAAGUAACGGCGAAGUUAGCGGCAAGAACGAAGCCUUCCGAAGUAACGGCGAAGUUAGCGGCAAGAACGAAGCCCUCCGCAGUAACGGCGGAGGCAAUCGUGACGCGUGCCACGAUGCCCCCGGGCAGGCGAGGAAAGCAAAGGCAAAGGGGGAUGGGGCGAAUAAGGCGAACGACAUAAUUGUGAACGUCCUAAGUUGGUUCGAAAAUGUGUACCUGGAUUUUCCCAAGUUGUACAAAAUGGUGUUGUGCGAAAUGUGCCUGCAGCUCCCAAUCAGUUAUUUCACGAAUGAGCGGUUUCACCUUUACUUGAAGUCGUUGCUAGUCUGUUUGGGCUCCAAAAAUAUGAACAGAAUAAGGGUUGCGCUGAAGUCAAUGGAAGAAAAUAUAUGCAUGGCGAAGAACAGCCAUAUUAAGGGAAGCAUUUCCUCGUCCUUUUAUUUUAAGAAUAAAGAUGGAACCAUGUCGUGUAUACUCACUCAUUUGAUGAAAUUCUUGAGAAAAAAAAUCUCCUUCCAAUUCAACUUUAACAAAAUUUACGAACAAAAGUACUAUCUGAAUGAUUUGUUUAGGAACCCAGCAGAUAUUACUCUCCUUCAAAUGGGUGUCAUUUACACACAGAAGGUUCUCUCAGAGGAGGAAGUAAAUAAAUAUAUGAACAAAGUAUACAUGGAAAAUUUAUUUAUCAUUUUAAAACUGUAUUGCAAAUUUUGUGACGAUAAUGAACUAAUGAAUAAUUACUACUUCCGUUUGAAUAGCAAAAGGAGCGUAAUUUCGCAUUUCAGAAUAGGUUUUUUUUUGAAGAAGCAAAUAAAGCAGUACAACAGAAAGAGGUGCAUUCAAGAUGUGCAGUGUGACACCAUAGAAGGGAAACUCUUAAUGAUUAAGAAUGAGAGGGCAUUAAAAGAUGAACCCAUUUCCAUUAUAAAGAAGCAGCUUGCAGAGGUGAAUGACAACACCCCGCUAAAUAGCAAGAAAUCCUUGUCCCUUGACAACAGCAAUGUUAGUGGUAGUUGUAAAAUUUCGGAUAGGAACAAAAGGAGGAGAAAAAAUAUUCCACUGAAGAAUGAAGAUAAAUGCGAAGGGGGAAGUACCGAAAUUAACAUUUCGAAGGAGAGGGAAGGUCUUGUUGAGAACAAAAGUGUCGAAGCGAAUGUUUUAAGAAGUACAAGUAGAAGAUCCGCAUCUAGAAGAAAAACAAGCAGUACAAUGAACGCAGUAGAGGAAGAGAAAAAAUGCAAUAACACGCAAAAUGGGCUAUUCCCAAUUUGUAAUGAGAAAAUUAUUAAAGAGAUCAAAAGUAAUAAUGCGGGACAGAACAAAAAAAACAACUCUGCGCAUAAGGGUAGCACAGUAAAUGUGGGCGUUGGACUGGUGAACGAAAAGAAGGAUGAAGCAGAUCGAGGCAACGUCAACUUCAUGAAAUUUUUUAUGAAUGGUAGCACUUCCGAUCCCGCGCUCGACAGUAUUAUACAACACAUCGAUUUGGAAGAGACGCUGAAUUAUUGCUGCAAAGUUUUGAAGAAUAACGUAAAGAGCAACAAUGCGAAGUGUUUAUACUAUUAUAAGCAGCCGAUGAUAAAUGCGCACAUGAGAAGCAAACUUUGCGUUAGGAAGAAAGCGAGCAUAUGUGUUAGGAAAAAAAGGAACAGAGAAAAAUUCAGCCUCUUCAAUUUUCAUGAGUUAGCCAAUCUGAGGAAGAGAAAAAUGAGCGAACAGGAUGAAGUCGCUGCAGAUGAUGGGUCGAACAAGAAACUGAGGGUUUACAGUUCGCCAAGUGAGAGGAACAAAAAAUUGGUACAUUCGAAAUUCAGCAGUGGAAAGGAUCAUUUAAGCUUUAUUGCCGAAGUGAAGCAACCCAUUUUUAAAACCACGAAGGAGAUGGGGGUAACACAAGAGGGUGCACUACGGACCAGUUUGACGAGCAAAAUGGAGGGCAUUUCCCAUGGCGAUGCAAAUUGCACCAAAAAAAAAGGCACCCAUUUGGCUAGCAGAAAGAAGCUAUUCUUCACAGGAAACAGAAGUUUCAAGGCAUAUAAACGAUUUAUCGACAACGGGAAAACGAAAUAUUUUGACAGAAGCGACCUGUGCUAUUACUGCAUUUUGAAGGACCAGCGAAUUAGUUGCUACCGGAUAGUGCUUACCAUUUUUAUUUUCAUUUUUAAUCACUCAAAAUGUAUUUCGGAUUUUUACCAAUAUAUGAUUAGAGUUGGUUCUCAAAAUGGAGAAUUUAAGAAGGGCAUCAGGAAUAGUCCGGCUGGUGUUAGCACCCAGAAUGGGUUAGCUGAACUUACAGCGGGUAAGGUUAAUCAAAAUGGCGGCACAGUUGAUAAAAAGCGGAAAGGAUCUUCUAAAUGUUUUAGCAACACUGUGGAAGAGGAACAAUCCGCCCAUAUAAAUGAGAAGAAGGUAUGUAGUGGCCCGAAUGAGCAUAACCUGGCAUUGAAGGAAAAAGUGAAUAAUGCGCAUCGCAGAAAAGGGAAGAAUAAGAUAUUUUUCGAAACGUGCAAAUGUAGGAAGCAUUUGCACAAGUAUUCCUUCAUCUACAACGGUAACAACGUGUUUAUAAAAAAAUUGAUGUUCUGUUUUUUAGUCAUGUUAGUGGAAAUAAAUGAGGGAGGAAAAAGUGACAACGCUGGAAUCGACGCGGAGGGGGGAAAUUCCAAAAUGCUUCAAAAGGCUGAAAGCAACUGCCGAAUGAUAUGCAGUGACGAAAUAUGGAAAGUCAAAUUGAAAGAAAUAGUUAAAAACGUUGUUAGAAGAAUUGGGUUAAUACUUUCGAGCAGAUUUGUGCUAACAAGAAGGAAGAAAUUCAUCUAUGUAGAGAGUCACAACAAUGAGAUAGAUGUGGCAUCGUUCAUAUUUACCUUCUGCAGCUUAGUCGAUUACCACCCACGUUUUUUACAAAUGAGCAUUGAGGGAUUGAACUUUAUAGAAAAAAUUUUAAAAACCAUAUUAAAUGUACAACCAAUGAAGAUGAAAACAGGCAUGAAGUGCACCUUCUUUUUUAAUUUAUGCGCCUGCAUCUGUAAUCUUUGUAAUGCCAUCAAAGUGAAGAAAAAAAUAUUCGGAUUGUUACUCCUGUUGAGAGUAAGCCGAAUUCUGCCGCCUUACUGGGUCAGAUUUAACGUAUACAAUAUUGUACGGGCAUUGCUAGCAUGCCAUGAAAGCACCCAAUUAAAAUAUGUACGAAUUGUGCAGUUGUUAGUAGAGGAAUGCUUUGCGUUAGUCAUUUCGUCAUUAUUUACAGGUUAUGUGGGGGAAAUUAACACGUACAUUUUGAAUAACUUCCGGGGAGUAGAUAAUACCUUUGUGUAUGAUAUAAGCAAUUUAUGUGCCUUAAAUCACAAAGUUGAUGAAGCGACACUCAGGGAUGUUGAACGCAUUAAGGACAGUGCAAUUGGUAAAAUAAAAAGCAAUGUGGAAAUGAUCAGAUCCUUUUGGAGCCUGAAUAAUAAAGAAGUGAACCGUAUGGAUGACCCGAAUGAAGAGCAUGCCAAACAUGGGAGGAAUAAACGUCGCCGCAGAGGUAGCCUUUUUUGGUACAGGCACGAUGAAGUGUUCACAUGGGAUAUCCUAUCGUCAAAGGGAAAAAAUAGGAGAAGUGAAAAUGAGGUGAAAAAGAUGAAUAAGAUUCUGGUGAAUAUACUAAAAAUACUUAUAUUCAAUUUAAGCAAAAAACAACACGACAGACAUUUUAUAAAAAGGGCCUUCAUUAUUAUCUCAAAAGUAUUGAGAACAGAUACACGGGAAUUGCUGACUUGUAAAUAUUCACCCACGAGGAAUUUAUGCUUGCAGGAUCUUUUUAUGAAGCACUUUUCUAUAUCGAACUUUGCCAAAUCAUCGUUGAACCGUAAAAUUUCUUACCUCGAUUUUUAUUGUUUUUUUUUAACUCAAAAACCGUACAUCAAAUUUGACUUCCACGUGGUGAUAAAUUUGAUAGAAACCGUUGUUAACAUUAUAGAGUAUCUAGAAAAAAGGGACGAGGAGAAUCGGAUUUUUAACUACAUUCUGAAUGGCAAUGUUCCUCGUUCGUAUUCAAAGGAUGGCGGAAAUGGAGACCUUUAUGAGCGAACAAAUCUGAGCUUCCUUUAUGAGAAGAAGCCAAACCAUGGCGUGGACCACGCGAAUCACGAGUUGAAGAGUCAGAACAAAAAUCAUUUGGGGGAGAACUAUGGGGAGGCAUACAAUUGGGGCACAAACAAUGGUUAUGUUAACCAUUCAAAUGUAGGUAAGAACUGGCAAACUUCCUAUAAUCACAAUGGGGCGGAAGGCGAAAAUGUUGCACAUAAUAAAAACUUGAACGAUGAGGUAAUUAUUUUGCAAAGCACCGUGCCGAAUGGUUAUAGUAUCCAGAUGAACAGCCAGAAAAAUAAAGAUCUGCAAAAUUUGUAUGAAAAAAUUAAGAAAAAAAAUAGAGACUACUCCGUUUUGUAUAGGAAGGAUUACGCCACCAAAUUGGAUAACAAAAAUGAAGAGCACAGCAAAGAUGUAACCAUUGACGACAUAGCUAAUAAGUGGGCAAAUAACACUGGCAACAUUUCUAGGCGUUUUAAGGUUUAUGCGGAUGAUAAAAAUAAUGAGCAUCUCAGUGGAAUGGAUAAGCAGUUGAACUGUGAAAAUGCAACGAGGAGGAAAUCCUCUAACUCGUAUCAUUUUAUUUAUUUUAACAGCAAACUGACGGUGCUUGAUAAUGACAAGGGUGCUCUCUCAAAACGUGGUAGCCUACAUGGGAAUGAUGAACUGAACGUGCAAAAUAAAGAUGUGUUGGAUAAGCACUCAGAAGGUUAUAAUUGUCACAUGGGUGCGAAGGACGUUGUCGAGAUUAAAUCUGAGCGAGGGGAAAGCCUUUACGUAGAUCAAAACUGCAAAGGAAAAAACGGAAGUGCCCUUGUGAGGGGCACGAUCAAAUAUGGAGUUUCACGCGGCAGCACGGGGGGCCCUGCUGUCAGUUUGUGUAACGGCAAAAUGGAGAAAGAGGGGAAGGCACUGGAAAAAAGGGCCAUGGAUAGUAGUAGCAACCCCAAUAACGGAGGAAGCAAUAAUCUCUUAGAAGAGGAGGAACAGAAGCGUAAAAAUUGCGUAAUGCGCAACAGUACCCCCAGUUACAUUUCCACCAAUCUUACGAAGUUUAAACUGGAAAAUUCAGGAAAUGCGAGUAUCAGUUUUAAGGAUGCGAAAAAUAAUUUGGUUCAAAAAAACAAAAGUUUGUUACGAAGUCAUAUGAAAAGUUUAAACGGAUCCAACAGGAAUGCUGCAACUAGUGGUGGAAAGACGUGGAAUGACAAUGCAAAGGCCAGUCAUGCGAACUGUUAUCAGGAUUUUUAUUUCAAUGGCAAAGAAAGAGAGGAGGAGAAGAACGGGAGCGCGUCGGUCCAUGAGAAUUUUGUAAUGGUGCCUGAUGUUAGCGAGGAUUCGGUUCCCAUUAAGGAUAAAAAGGAAAAGCUGGCGAAGGAAUUUAUUAAGGAGGAGUUUUCACAGGAUCAUAACGCGAAGGGGUAUUUCGCACGUGGGCACAUAGCAAACGGGAAUAUUGCAAAUGGGAACACAGCAAAUGGGAACAUUACAAAUGGGAACAUAGCAAAUGGGAACAUUGCGAAUGAGUCCUUUGCGAAGGAGCAUCUAGCGAAGCAGCAACUUCUAAAGGAAGAAUACAAAACGGUUAUUGAGUUUUUUCUGUAUUUCAUGACCUUCGUGAGGAUUUUCUUCAGCCACCAGUUGUACAAAUAUUUGUUGCCCACCAUGAAUGCCCAAGUAAAUAAAAGGAGCGUGUACUUGUACAAUCGGUGCAUUCACAUUUUAGUGAAUUUUUUGUUUAGCAAAGAUAAGGAGUUAUGUGUUAAGGCUGAAAGCACUCUGCGAUUUUUGAUUGUUAUUAAUGAGCACGAUAGGGACUCGGGGCUGAACGACAGCUCGGUGAAGAAUUAUGCGAAGAGUAGCAACUGCGUGGAUAAAAUUUCGGGGAAAAAUGGCGGGCCCUUUAGCUGCACCAAAAUAAUGAAUAUGAACAAAAAUUUUACAAACGUAUGGAAAUUAAAUAAAAUCGAUUUGAAAUUAUACUUAAAGUCGAUAUUAUGCAAUUUGUCAUAUGCCCUACGAAAUAACGGUUUUGUUUUGAAGAAAAAUUUUAUUAUUGGUCUUAGCAAAAUAUAUUCUUUUUUUCCCCAACUGUUUUCUCCUCAUCUGAUAGACGGAUUUGUUCAGUAUGUAAAGUUUUGGAAUGACAAAUGUGGGGAGGAUAAAUUUGUGCACAAGAAUGUAGAAAAGUUGAUGGAAGUUUUUUGCAGUUUUUUUACCAGCUCUAGAUUAACAUACGACCAGUUUAAGGAAAUUAUUGAUUUGUUGUUUGGUAUAUAUAGGCGCGCUCAGAAGGGGAGUUCCAUUUCUCUACCCCAUUUGGGCGAGUUAAACGGGUUGGCGGAUAUUGCAAAACGGGGCAGCGGCGCGUUCAGUGGGGAGAAUCAUGCUGGAAGUAAUACUGAGGGAUUACCGAGAAUUCCGAACGCCGCCGCGGAAGUUAAUCCGGUUGGUCAUUCCGUAGACGUAAACGUGAAUAAAAAUGCAGUAGUUAGUGCAAAUGCAGUAGUGAGCAGAAAUGCGAUUGUGAAUAAUGAGAGUUCCGCUGUGGGGAAGGGCGAGAACCAAUGUGGCGCAAAUGCCCCUGGCGUGGAAGUGCUCGGGCGAGGGAACAACACAGGCAUUAACCGUGUCGGCAGUGGCACGAAUGGAAAGGUGAACAAUGGAAAGGUGAACAAUGAGACAAAUUUAUCGAACGAAAAAAAACUACUUGAAUAUUUCAUAACGAAUUGCAGUAACAAUGAGAAUAGCGAAAUGAACACUUUCUGCAUGCGUGCGUUAAGUUUGCUAUGCUCCAACAAUCACGAACACGCGCUGAAGUACUUUAUCCAGCAGAGACAUAACCAGAAGGUGUUUUCGCGUUUUGUUUCUACGCUAAGGGUUAAAAACCAAGUGGGGUUUAGAAAAUACAUAUGUAAGAAAAUUCCCGCCCUUGUUAAUAUUCUGUUAAGAUUUAUUUGUGACUUUAAACCGAAUGAGUUCCUGAUGCAUGUGUUUAGCAUAUACCUUUUUAAUGUCAACGAUGAGGAUUUAAGGGAAGUAAUUUCGUACGAUUGCUCUAAGAUGAAGGAAUAUGCGGGUAGAAAUGUUGACACUAAUUUGAAGGAAGAUAGGUCUCCCCAUUUGAAGAGGGGCGAACACAAUGGGGAAGGAACAAAUGGAGAUGCACAAAGUGGGAAGUACAACCAAGGAUGUGAGCUAAGGUGCAUCCCAAUUAUGAACGUCAGUAAUUUUCUGGUCAACCUUUUCAGCGUUGUAAACGUUGUGCAUGAGGUACUGUUGUAUGAACCGUCCUGGAUAUUUCUGAAUUUUUACGAGGAUAGAGUUAGGAAGAAUAGAACGAGCCUAAUCGAGGUGUUGUACUUGUGUUUAAUCCAUUUGAUUAGUCAGUAUUUAUCUUUGGAGAACACUCAUUUUUUAACUUUUUUACGGAGCAGAGAAUGCAAAAAGUGCGUUAAGAUAUUGAUCCUGUUUUUUCAUUUUUCUCGUGAUUUACUCAGGUGCGUAGUUUUGGACUGUUUUCCGCAGCAGAACUGUGUGGCACCUAGCAGAGCGCGUAAAACGUUAGUGCUGAGCAAGAACGGCAGCAGGGAUGAUGACAUCAUCUACGACAGUAUGAAGUAUAAUGGUUACCUUUUUUUCCUGAGAACCAAUUUGCUCAUCGUACUGGCGUUCAUCGUAUGUACAAAUAGAGAUGAAGAUUACAGCUAUUUGCACACGUUUUUUAAAAGGUGCACAAAGAAAGGAUUACGAUUUAGGGAAAAACGAUUUUUGUUUUUUACAGUUGUGCGUAUUUUGCAUAAUUUUAACGCGCCAAUUUUGGGCCAAUUUUUUGAGACCUCCCUACGGUUUUUUGUUGUGCCUAUACUGAAGGAAUAUAUCAAGAGAGUCGAAAAGGUGAGGCACAUUACCUUUGCGGGCGAGAAAUAUGGGUCAAGCUGUAAUACUUAUGAAAAAGAAAUAAUCAGUGAAUUACAGCGCAAUAGAAUGGUCAUGAGCGUACACGCGAAGUUGUUCACGCAAGCGGACACGAAUCAGAUUAGCCGAAAUGAGAAAAGCAACUCGUUGAGAUCUGAUCACAGUUGUAGGAGUAAUUUGUUCAACGUUAAUUCGUACUAUAACGCAAAUGGGGGCAUUUCCACGAUUUGCAAUAAUGUCAAAGUAGGCAACAAUUACGAUUACGCGGGGGACGCAGGCUAUAGGAGAGAUCAAAAUGGUGUAAGUGCCUCGAAUAACAAUGCGUAUGUUAAUUUGGCGAGGAAUAACAUCUGCGCGUCGGCGUUUAUUAGAAAUUCACAGAAUUGUACGUUUGUACAUAAUUUAAAUGACAACAGUUGUUCAGGUAGCGCAAAUAAUGAGUACUGUUUGUUUUAUAUAUCGAUUCAUGGCGAAAGGAAGAACGUGCAGCUUUAUCCUUUUUACAACCACAGUUUGUUUUUUAGCAUAAAUGAAAUUUUCUACCUUUUAAAGGCGCUACUAGGUGGGGGAGCUUAUUCGAAAGAAGUUAUCAUGCACAAGUUGGGCAUUAGCAGAAUGGUUGUAGAUAUGGUAAGUAGGAUAAAAUGCAAGAAAAGCAAAAUGAUAAUGCUGAGCUAUGUAAGAAGGUUUAACAAUGAGUAUGUGAAUUUCCCGUGUGAUGAUGUAAAGCAGUUAAGCAUUCGCAACAUUAUCAACGCGUGUAAGUGUAGCCGUAAUGGCGAUCUGAACGAUUUGACGGCGAUUUAUCCGCAUUUACUUUAUUGCUAUAAGAAUGAAGAAAAUAAUUUAAUGAAAUUAAAUUUAAAGGAGCUAACAAAAAUAAUCUCCCAGAGGAGAGAACAACAUGGGGAGUAUUCCAGCAAGGGCAAUGUUUUACUUCGCCAAAUAAAAAGAAGCCACAUGCAUUGCUAUUACUGCAAGGUUUAUAGUGGAAAACGGGUCGUGAAGGAUAAUAGGAAACGAAGCUACGUUUGUUACCCCCAUGAGAAUAACUUCUUUAGCAAACUGGCCAAGAACACGCAGAGUAGCAGGCAUUUGUUCUACAAAAAUGGGCAUAUAAAAAAUUGCUCCUUAUUCAACCAUAGAAGGGUCAUUCUGGGUUAUUUUAAGAAGGACAAAACUGUGUUUAAUAAAAUCCACAUUUUAGAAGUUGUACUGGCUCACAAGUACGAUUUUUUUAAUGUAUACCCCUAUGUGAUAGCCUCAAUUUUUAAGAAUUUCGAAAAAAUGACCAGUCGCGUAUCUAUUAGUGGGAAGAAGAAAUCCCUUUUAAUUCGCGCGUUAAGUGUUGCACUGACAUUUAUAAAGUUCAAUAUUUUCUGCAACUCCGUUCAUGAGCUGUUUAGUUUGGUAAAUGAUGAAGUAGUUCUCAGGGAAAUGGAUCCCCUAGGAAGGCACGACUUGGAGGAGCAGAACAAAUCGGAGGAGCGGAACAAAUUGGGAGCACCUAAUGGAAAGAAUAUACACAAUGGAAAAAGUGAUCCUCGUGCAUUACGCGAAUUGCGAGCUAAAGAAAAGGUCCCUAGCGCAGAACAGGCGAAGCAUGAUGUGAUCCAGCAGAACGUGAAAAUUGGGCAAAAACCGAGAAACCGGAAAAGAGAAGCUAUCACUCAACGUGAUAGUAGAUGCAUUUCUUCACACGUAGGGGAGGAGAACAAACAAAUUGGUAAUAGCAAGGGGGAUGUAGUUCUGCGGGGGGAUUCUAUCCCAAAGAACAAAUCGGGCGCAAAACUGUCCAAGCUGGCGAAAGUCAUGUUAAACUAUUAUGUAAAAACUGGAAAGGAUGAUGAGAAAAGGCACCUCUUCCUCAUCGGUCUUGUGAACGUAGUUAAGAAGUACAAUCGGAUAUACGUUAAGUACGGCAUAUUAAACGUACUGACAAAUUUAAUUAUUUCCAGCCUAAUGCAACAUGGAAACGAACUGCACGGAGCCAACAUGACAAAUAAAAUUUUGAGCAUUCUUGAAAAUAUACUGAGAAUUAAAAAUAAUGUAAAGAUAAAAUAUGUAAAUGUGUACAAAACGCUCAUGUGCUUUUAUUCUAUAAAUUGCACUACGAAGGAGUAUAUCAGGAGGAGAAAAGGAAAGGGUGGAAAUAACCCCCAAGUGUGUGAUGAUGGCAUGUUACAAAAUUUACUUCACAAUAUUAUUACUUUGGAAAUGCAGAGCAAGAAAAGCGGAAAUGGCGAAGUAGCUGUGCGUAGCUUCAGUGGGUGGUCCAGUCAUUCCAACGAAGGAGCAGUUGCAAAUGAGCACGGUGGUAGAAGGGAAGAUCAGGUUAGUGCAUUUUCGUGCAUGAACGAAAGGACAUACAGUUUUACGAAUAAUUCUGAAGGGAGGGAAUCCUUUAGUGGAUUUUUAAACAAGGAAAAAUUGCCCAAUGACAAUUUUGUGGAUGAUACUUUCAGCAGAAAUGAAAGGAGUUCUAUUGCGCAAGAUUGGCAAACGAAUAAUUUAAGGGAAGAAAGCCUAAGCAUUCCCCCCAAUAGUUUCAACGGGAUAGAUAAGGACGGAAAGGAUGUUACUGACAAGUCGCAAAUGGUUAGCGCUUUGAAGAAUGCUCUACUGAAUGAGAUGGGAAUAGGCAAUGAGAGAAAAAUGUGUAUGUUGAAUGGGGACUUUUCCAGUGAGGAGAAGCAUGCAGAACAAAUUAGUAACGCGUACGAAAUGAUAAAUAAGGGAUACGGCAUGAACUUGGUGAAGACCAUUUAUAGGGUUUUAAAAGUGCUGAUGAAGUAUUCGAAUAGGAAAAGCGUUUGCAAAAGUUUGCACAUUCUAAGUUGCAUCUUUUUUUUAUUACUCAAUUUUGACAAUAAGAGGGUGGAAAGGGCCACAUUAUUAUUAAUAAACCACAUCGUAAUAACGCACAGUUUGUUCGUGGACAAUUUUGGCAGCAUAAUCGGUAGAAGUAGCCCCCAAGGAAGGGAAAAUGGCGAUCCUGAUGAACCUAGCCAAACAGGUGUUAAUCAGGGAAAACACGACACGAAGAACGAGCCAUAUUUCAUGUUUAAUAACCAAUUUGAAAGGGAACAAAAUGUCUCCAGUAAAAUUGAAUUUUUGCAUGAAAUGUUGAUUAGCCUAUGUCUUAGGGGCAUGGAGGUGUAUAGGAAGAACAACAGGGUGUAUUAUAUGGAUAACACGCUUUACGUAGAGGCAAAAUUAGAAACGAGCCUGAACAUAUUUACGUUGUUCUGUCAGAUUUAUGAUAGAAAUGGAGAGAAUCAGUACGCACAGUUGAUUAGGUUUCUCAUUUUGGAAUAUCUAAAAAGGUUGAGAUGCAUCGCUUGUUACUGUUUGAGGAAGAAGGGAAGAUUGGCUACCCUGAAACAGUUGCUUUUUUUAAUAAACACGAAUCUACAUUUAGUCGAUAAGAAGGAGGCUAUACAGUGUUUGGAAACCAUGCAGGAGUUACUUCUGUUGGAGUGCAAAAAUGGUUCCAGUUUUCAUUUGUUCAUUUUGAAUAUGAGUGAGUAUCAUUUAGCGGAUGUGCAAAAACCUGUGGAAGGACCGAUGGAAGAUUUUUCCACAGACGUGAUGUCCGACCGUUCUACUUGCCCCUCAUCCAUAGAGGAAGAAGAGAAGGAGCACAAAAUUAGGAAAAAGGCGCAAGUGGAAGAAAUAAUAAACGAACUGAGUGACAAAAAGGUGAACAGUUUUCAGAUUAGCCACUACAUCAGGUAUAUAAAUAGCGUGCAUGAUGAGGCAGGCACAUGUAAUUAUAUGCACAAUUAUAGAAUAGCGAGGAGGUACUUUCUUUCCAAGGACAGGAUAAUAUAUGAAAGGAGAAGAAAAAACUGCUUGAGGAGCAAAAUCUGUCGUGAGAAAAUGAACCAUAGGGAGAUGAAGAACGAUUUGUAUGCACGUUUGUUCUGUAAGAGGGGCGAUAACAACUGCGUGGGGGUCACCCAUUUGAACAGAAAUGUGCAGGUAGGAGAUGUUCAAGGGGGGGGUAAAAAUGGUGCACAAAAUGGUGAAACAAAUGGUGAAAAAAAUGGUGAAAGAAAUGGUGAAAAAAAUUAUGACAGAACGGCCGUUGUAAACGAUGUUGCCAGCCCACAUGUCAGGGGAAUCACAAAACCGAGGAAGGAAAAGAGAAGAAAACGAUUUUACAAAAGGUUGAAGUGUUAUGAUAACACCUUUGAGGCGUACACUAUUGAGGAAAAUCUAUGCAAUGAUUUAUUUUUGUGCAAAAAGAGAAAGAAGCUGAAGACGUUCUGGUCGUGCAGGAAAAAUGAAAACGUAGGCAUAUGCCUAUCAUCGGAAGAAAAGGCACAUUUAAUUAGAAACUUAAUCACCUUUGAUUAUUCGGAUGACUACCAUUGUUAUGUAAAAUAUUACGAUAUAUUACUGUACUUUAUUAAAAGUCAAAAGGAGAAGUAUUCUGAGAAGUACCACAUUAUAGAUUUGAAGAAUAUGUUUUUAAGGCACCUACUGCCAAACAUAUUAAGGGGAACGUUUUCGUUUAUUCCGAAGGUUAGAUACACUUGUACGCACCUUUUUCAGAAAUAUUUUCUCUCCAAUGAUCUGUUUGAGUCCAUUUGUUUUUUAUUUAAGAACGACUAUUUUAAGCAUAUCAUUGAUAAAUAUUUUGUGAGCCUAUUUUUAAAUGUGUUUUUUUCGUUCUUUAAGCACAACGUGGAUACGUACGUAUACUUGAAGAAGCGAACGCAAAGCUUGGUGCCCUUUUUGUGCAGACGCAAGUACGCUAAGGAGGAAGCGGUUACCGAUGGAGCGGUUACCAAUGGAGCAGUUACUGAUGAAGCGGUUACUGAUGGAGCGGUUACUGCAAACGCGGCGAGGCAAACUUGUUCUGAGAAAACGAAGAAAAAAAAAAAUUUCAAGGCAAGGGAGGCGUGUGCGACCAUCAACAUGGAGAAUUACAACAGCGAUUUCGUCACGUGGAAGCGCUACUUAACUAAGUAUUGCUCCGAACAGCAAAGUUUCGUGAACAAAUGCCAAGAAAAGUUGAUCAAAGCCAAAUAUAUAUUUAAACCAAUUCUCAGUUUGGUAAAUAUUUUUAAGGAAUACUGUAGAUCGGUGUGGAUAGAUCUAUUUGCGCAGUUGUUCAAUUUUUUCAGCAGCGAACAAAUUAAUGAAUUAAAUUUUUGCAUCGUUCACUUUUUGUACAACUAUAUCAGCUUCAUUGAAGCAUCUUCUAAUAAUUAUAAGAUGUGCAUGUCGAGAGGGGAGAAUGACAAAGGCGCUUCUACCACUAACAUGAGUUGGAGGAAAAACAAAACUUUUCAAAAUAAUGUAUAUGGAAAUGACUAUAACGUGAACGUUCUAGAAACUACUUUGACGUGCAUAUUUAAGACUCGCAUUAUGCUGUACGUUCCCACGGAAAUAAUUUUAUACUGCGCGAAGAACUUUUGUACGUAUGAAAUUUCCAAGUGUAUGCUACAAAUGUUGUUAUUUUAUAAUUUGAGGAAAAUAAAGAAGUUGGGUAAGCAGGGCGAAGUAGAAAAUGCGGCUCCGAUUGAGGACACGAAUGAAAAGCAGGCAACGGGUGCGAACAAAAUUACCACUCAGAAACCAAGCAGGAGUAAAAAUAAGAAGCAAAGCGAAGGUGCAAAUAUGAAUAACGGCGGAGUCUCAAAUGACCGAGUGCAGAACAGAUUGGUCAUUGCCGCUAAGAAUGAGGACCCCGUUUGCGCAAUGAAAAAAAGCUACAAUAGCUAUAAGCAAAUAAUCAACUGUUUAAUCGAAAUAAAUAGCGACUUGAAUGAACGUGACAAUGUGUACGCCCUGAGGACAUAUUACGUUAGGAACAUUGAAUUAUCCAAGUCUCUCUUUUUUAACCAUUAUAAUUUGUACUACAAAAAUGAAUAUUCCUAUUUGAAGCAUUUUAUGAGCUAUGAAAAUCUGAACUUAACAAAAGAAGAAUUAGAUAUUAACAGAGUGAAUUGGAUCGACAGUUUGAAAUAUUUUAGUAAAGUAUCUUGUAUCGAGAGCUACAUGAAAUUAAUGCAGGUGAAAGAGGGAAUGAAAAAGAAUGGGGACUCCAAAUCAUCCCAGUUGAGCACCUGCAUAUUGUUAUCAGAGGAAAAAAAAGAUGAUCCAAUUGUGCUCAGUUGCAACUACGAAACGUUGAAGAGUAACUACUUAACGAAUUUGAAUAAUGUGUACUGCAUAAUAAAGGACAAUUUGAAAUGUAUCCACGUACAGGAUAACAUGGGAAGGAGCAGCGCGGAAAUCAGCAGUGAGGUUAAAGGUGUUGGGGUGCACCCAGUGUGCACUCCGGGAGAAGCCCUCAAGGGAGAGUCCAAAAAGGGCGAAGGUGGGGGAAGUACCAAUAGUCGCGAUAGCGGCAGUGGAACGGUUGUAACUGCGAAGAACGAUAUGGCGCCUUUGAAAAAAAACAGUGCCAACUCGAGAAAAUCGCGAAGAAGCAAAACCAACAGCUUAAUUAGCUUAAAGUUUAACAAAUCGGAGGACGGGAAAAUACAAACAACCAUUCAUGAUUACUUUAAGAGCAAUAAGAAAACGUUAUCGGAGAACCAGGAGGGGGGAACGCACACUGAAGGGUAUAACAAGGAGGGAGAGAAUGCGGCUAAGCCGACGAAUGAAAAAUGCCCGAGUGGCGAGGGAAGCGCACAUGAUAGCAACAGCAGACGUAGUAGCGGGCGCGACGCCAUAAGUGAUAGCAAACUGAAUAGCAUUACCAGUGGGAGUAACAAGUGUGGCGAGGGCAUCGAUGCUAAUGGCUCCCACAUCAGCAGUGAGAAUAUCCGAAAUGAUAACUACUGCGCCCGUUACAACGAUGGUUGCGGCGGUUGCGGCGGCGGAGGGAACGGUAGCAUUGCCCAUUUGUUGAAAGGUUUAAGCGAUUGCGGGGAGGGGGAUCACAUGAAAAGCAUCGUGUAUUCCUACUUGGAAAAAAUAAUCUACAAGUUACAGGAAAAUAGCGACACAAUUGUUGAGAGCAUGCAGGGGAACGAGAACAUCGAAAUUGACGAGGCCUCCGUUGAAGCGAACAUCGAAAGGAAUGUCGAAGGGAGCGAAAAAGCGAAGGUGGGAGCGAGCGCAGAUGCAGGGGCGAAUACGUUCAGAAAGAUGGUGUGGGAAAGAGGAAACGCAUUUAGUGAGGGUAAACAUUUUGUGGGCAACGUGAAUGACCCAAGUAGUGCAUUCCUUAUGAAAAAGUUCAAAUUCGAUUUGAAGAGCAAACACAUAAAAACAGUUAAAGAAAACAUAGACGAUGGAAUGAAUCUGCUAAUUAACAAAGUGAGGCAAAUGUGCAAUUAUAAAAACAACAAUUUGAGCCUUUUAUUUGCACACGCGGAACUGUUUGAACAUGCGCAAACGAGCAUAGAAAUAAUAAGGGAGAAUUCGCUAAAAAAAAAACAAGCACAGAAGGAAGAAAAUGAAUUGCAGCUAAUAUGCCUAUUGCAUAAUUUGUUUAUCAUGUGCAAUAAGGACAGUUCUGUGUAUGUUUAUGAUGACAUCCACAAUAUGAAAUAUGCCUACCGAUGGAAGCUACUUUUUUUAAAAAUCUGUAAAAUUUUUAUGGACAAAUGUGGUUUGUCACCCUUUUCGAACGUGGGUUGCACCGAAAAGUUGAAUGAUAAGUGUAAGAACUAUCACUUAUUAAAUCUGAUGAAGAAUAUGAGAGAGAUGAACAAUAUGUCGUAUAAUUAUUUUGACAAGCUUUAUGAUAAUUUUGUGCAGAAGGGUGGUAGUAACGGAAACAGCAUCAGCUGUAGUAGCAGUGGAAAUAGCAUUAGCAACCAUGGUAGUAACAGCGGAGGCAGAGUGCUCGAUGCCAGAUGCAGCUACAUGUAUAACAUGGAAAUUAUAAAAAUGAAUUUGAAGAAAUUAAUCAACAGUAACAUCUCAAAUAAUGGCUAUAAUAUAGCACACAAUAUGCUGGAAAAGUAUAGCAGUAUCGUUUGUGAUGAAACCGAAUUGUGCAGAAAGAAAAACUACUAUAAGAAGGAAAAAAAGCCAAACAUCUCCCAUGAUGACAAUUAUCUGUACAUUCGAAAUAUGGAGUACGAAUAUUUCAACAUAUGUAUUAAUUUGCGAAAGUUGGGGAAAAAUACAUUUCUUCAGAAAGUUGUAAAAAAGCUCAAAUGCUACAUUAACUCACUUAAUCUUAUUAACACAUUUGAUUUUGACUCCCUGCCAAUGGUCAGUUAUGAGAAAUUUCGCAGUGAAUUUUUCUACAUGAAGGGAAAGAUUCUGUGCAACUUGAAUAAAAUUAUUUUAUUUUUGUAUAGAAAUAAUUUUAUUGAGAAGAAUUCCAAGAUGAACUGUGACAAAUGUAGAUACAUGUGCCAGGACAUCGCAAGGGAAGAUGAAGCGGGCUGUGCGCAGAUCAAUUCUGACAUAGUUUUCCAUGCUUUGGGGAGCCCUCAGAAGACGGAGGAAGAAAAAGGUUUAAACAUUCCCAGCGCAGUUGCUAGUAAUAAUGAUGACUGCAGUCCGAGUGACAGAGGGGAUAACAAAAAAAACAAGAAGAGAAAAAAAGGCACAAAUGCUGCCAACGAAACGCCGAACCGUUUGCAGGAAGAAAUAUUCCACAGUAGCAUUGCUGAGGAAAAGAAGGAAGAACCUUUGGAUGAUAAAACUUUGAAAAGGAAGAAAAGAAGUAAAGUCACCAAAGCAGCUAGCGAAACCGCAGAAGAUAGUGAGAAAAAGAGCGUACAAACGAAUGGACAAAGUCCUUUGCAUGAGAAGGAGAUGGAUAGUCAGAUCGAAGUGAGUGACUGCAGAGAAUCGAAUAAGGAGGAGAAAAAAAUAGCAAAAAAGGGAGAUAAAAAAAAGCAACAGACGAAAAACAACGGGGAGUAUACCUGCAAAUGUGACCAUAAAAAGUGCAACCUAUUCGAUGGAAAUUUAAUUGAGGAAUGCUUUCUCUCUUCCCUGAAGAUAUACCCACUGGAAAACAAUUCUUGGGCGCUGUGGGCCGAUUACUGCAAGAAAGCUUUUAAGGAGAAUAAAAACAUUUCAUUCUGCUUAAGCUCCAUAAUUUCCUAUUUGAUAUACUCCAGCCUGAAUACACACGAGGGGUACUACCACCUAAGCAGCGUCCUCUAUUUGCUUAGCUCUGAUAUGAAGGAUAAUUCCAUUAUGCAAGUUUUUAACAAAUAUAAUGAUAAUAUAUGUCCCAAUCUUUGGCUGUUCUAUCUUCCCUUCUUAAUGAACAAUAUAAAUGUUAACAAGGACAAUUAUUUGUAUUUUCACAAAAUUUUGUAUGUCCUUAUGCGGAAGUUUCCCCAAGAUGUUUUUUACCAUUUUAGAGCGCUGAAAAUUGAGCGAAAUGAUAAGCUGUACUACCUGCACGAGCGUAAGAACAAGAAUAAAGGCAUGGGUGGAAAUUCCUCUUUAAUGAAUAAUAACGUAAAUAUAGUGAAAGAUCCCGAUGGGGGAAGGAACAAUAAGAAAAAAUUCCAAAUGAAGGAUGUAAUAUUUUUCUGUGAUGGUGCGAAGCAGAGUGAUUGGCACAACUUAAGAGAGCAUAGUUCGAAGGGUGUCAGUGGGUCAAUGGGCAGAGGUAACGUAUCUCGUGAGAAUGGAAGCGGUAAGUUGUGCGUGUUGAGUGGAGCUGACGCUGGGGGGGAUAACACUCCCAGUGGGAACCGAAGUGAUAAUCGAAGUGAUAAUCGAAGUGACACGCGCAGUGGACGGGGAGCGGCCGCCAAAGUGAGGAUGCGCGUGAACGGUAAAAACGAAAAGGAGAGCAGGAAGAGCUUCAAGGGGGCCAAUCAAAGGGGCGAAAAGGAGGCUGCCCCUACUGCCGCAAAUUCUCCCGUCGUGGAGAAGCAAAAAGAGUACGAGUACGCAGACCUAUUUAAGGACGGCUUUGACCAGUUGAUGAACAUGUUUAAGAGCAAACAUGUGGAUGUAUAUUUCUCCCUGAAUUAUAUGUGCAAUGAAAUUUUAAAUUACACCCGAUUGCAACCACAUGAAGAAACGUACUACAUGGUGGGGAAGAUACUAGAUCGGUGCAUGAAAUUUCCUUACGCACAAACACACGUGUCGACGUUUAUUCAAAACAUGACAGAAAAGUAUAUUUUGUACAAGCGAUAUAAAGCCAAAGUGAAGAAAAAUUACACAAGUAGCAGAAGAAGCAAAAUAGCUAUUAACAAUAUGAAUCUCUUUUGGAAGGAAUUUAAAAAGGAUGUAAAAUUGUUAAAGAGAAAUGUACGUAUGAGGAGAGGAACCAUGAACAACGUAGGUAUUAAGGAUAAGGGGAACAUCAAAUCGCAUAUAAUGAACAGCUACACAGGAGGAGUAGAAAAUAGAGGCGAUGUGGUAACUCCCAAUGGUGAUGAACUAAGUAAGAACGGUCGAAAGGAUAACUACUUCUCCUUGGAAGUAUUUCCCCAAAUUGUCAAAAAAUGGAAAGACAUACUCUUUGUAAUUAUUCAUUCGUUAAAUGAAAUCAGGAGCUCGAUUAUUUUUCCCAUUCCUUGUUUGAUAUGUUUUCCAAUUUUCCCCUAA